This is a messenger RNA of Diachasmimorpha longicaudata, 2453 nucleotides long. RefSeq lists its product as uncharacterized. The record is from RefSeq and is a predicted model, not a curated record. NCBI's taxonomy places the organism in Eukaryota, Metazoa, Arthropoda, Insecta, Hymenoptera, Braconidae. The transcript has 2 exons. Bases 778 to 2088 code for a protein of 436 amino acids.
CUGUUGAGCUGUCUGACGUAUUCACUUGGAAGCUAUUACAUUGAAAUAACCCAAUAUGGCGGGGGGAACACGUGAGAAGAAAAUUUCUACUGAAAAAUAUUGCGAAUUCAGGGGAAAAUUCUUGAGUUUUAUUGACACAUCUGGACCCUGACGUCUUUCAGGAAUUUUUUUAGUUUGAGUUUUACAAUUUUAUUCGAAAUGUGAAUUCUCGUGAAGAACAAAGUCACAAAUAAUCUGCCUAAUCCCCUCGGACUCAAUAGAAAGUUCGACAUAGAUUAGACCGAAUUUUCUAGCGAAAUGACUAGAUUUCUCCGCAACAUUUAUGCCUCCCCCCGCCCCCCAAGUCCAAAGAAACAUUGAAAGAAAAUAAUUUCCUAUGCAGGUCUCGACUCACACAUUACAUCAACCAUGUGGCCACUCGGUAUAUCCAUUCUCCCCCUUUUUUCCCCACUUGCCCAUCCUCACGAUUUCUCUCCCCGAUGACGGUUAAACCCGAGAAAUGGCACACAUUCAUCGAAAAAAAAAAUCGUCUGAUGUGCUGCGAAAUUACGGACAUUUCUGCGAACGGUGAAAAGGAAGCUGUCGUCACUCUCUCCAUUUAAACGCUCAGUUGGAAGACCCAAUGGUGUUUUCAUAAGGGGAUUUUUCCCACCAGUUCUCACUAUUGAUCCACUCCAUCCUGCGUUUAACUUCACGAACAUUCCAAGGCGGCUCUCAUCAGAUUUCUUCGUGAAAUAAAAGGCAUUGAAUUCCAUUACCAUCGACGAAUAUCCCAAAAUGUCACCGAUAAAAUUCAUUAUUGGGGGCACAUCAAAGUGUUCAUCCUUAUCGAAAUGUGAUUAUCCGAAAGUGAGAUUCUCAUUUCAAAGUUGGUUGGAACUUUGUGCUGGAGAAGACUGUAAUAUGCCUCGAGGACAUCCACUUCGCAAAGAUACAUUCAAGUCAAUCCAGCUGUCACCAUUGAGCAAAUACACUGUUGGCAACGAUCCACCAACAUUUUCUAUGGGGGAUGACAUGAAACCACCACCAGAAACUAAUUUCUCACCUAGUUCAAGCAGUUCACCAGCUCCUUCUAUCCAUCAAUUUUGGGAAGACACAUGGCCAGGAUUGAGGAAAAAUCGUACGCGAGUUGGUGGGAAUGAUGGAGACUCUGGAAUGUCAGGAUACAUCGCUCAAUUUGAAGAGAAACCUGUCAGAGAUUGUUUCGUCGCUGCUGAGGAUGAAAAGUCUGAGAAACAUUUGAUGUUUUUGAUACCGAAGGGUAAUCAUAGGUUCAGCGGACCUGAAAGCCUUGGAACUUGUACUUCAUGGGGUUCAGGCCCGGGUGUUGGGGCCCUGAGACGAUUUAGGGAGUCUUCGUGCAUGUUCCAUCCUGAAUGGAUCCAAAAAUUAGGGGGAUCACUCGUCAGACGAUUUUUUUCCUGCUCUCCAGGACCUGGAGAUGAUGAAAAUUCCGAGAAGUCAAGAUGCAUCAUUCAAUUUCCAGAGAAACCCACCAAAAAUUGUUUUUUUCCUCCCGAGGAUAAAAAAUAUGAGAAACACUUGCCAUUCUUGACAGCUGUUGACAGCUACAGAUUCAACGGACCGAAAAAAUCGGUUGAAUUGACGAAUUUCUCUGAAUCUCAUCCGAAUAUCCAGACCUUUAAACAUCGACUGAGCAAAUCUCCAUGCAUCUCUAACUCUGAAUGGAUGAAGAAGUGUGUGCAGCCCCUGUCAUCAAAUCUCCCUCCAAAAGUGAAAAGAAAAUUUAAUGUACCCCAGCCGGCCCGCGUCCUGCCGAUAUCUCGCAAGUCCAGUGAAUGGAAAAAUCAAAAAUCAAAUAUUCGAGGGAGAAUAUCUAAGUGUCCUCUGACAAAAUGGAAUAACACAUGCCCAUCCGGAGCAGAAAGUACACUGCGUGAGCCAAGUUGGAUUCCAGUGGUGACCGAUAUUUCACUGAAGGUGGGGCGAUCGAAGGUACAACUGGAGCAAAUGCCAGAGCUGGAAGGGAAUCUCUGCUGUCAUCUUGGGAAAUGCCGGAAUCUCAAGAAUUAUGAAAUGAAAAUGGAGGAGAGUAGAGCAGUCGCCAAGGAUAAUAAAAAGAAAUGAUGAAUUUUUUAAUGCCAAGUUUUCGUGAUAAAUUAUGUAAAAGGGUGAAUUCGCAGCUAAUGGCGAGAAAAACUUUAUUUUAUGCAAUUCUCCUGGAAUAUGGAGGGAUAAUAUGAAAUUUUUAGUUGAAUACUAACGACAUAAACUUCAACAUUUCACAUGGAUUUGCAUUUCCCUUGUUUUAUUCUGAAUUAUAUUCUCUUCAACCCCUUUGGAAGAACGGCAAAGUAAUUCUGUAGCGAGAGUUAUUAAUUAUUAAUUGGAGUGAUUGAGUGUUUAUAUCAAUUAAUGUCUGCAAUUUAAAUUUUUAAAUGACACAUUUUAUGAAACACUAUCCCAAGAUUAUACUAAUGAAUCAAUCUCUC